Molecule: messenger RNA, 1036 nt
Organism: Babesia bovis T2Bo
Lineage: Eukaryota; Apicomplexa; Aconoidasida; Piroplasmida; Babesiidae
Product: EFh_CREC superfamily protein
Exons: 1
Coding region: 69-950 (293 amino acids)
Cellular component (GO): endoplasmic reticulum
Molecular function (GO): calcium ion binding
Source: RefSeq, a predicted model, not a curated record
CCAAAGUGUCAUCAUAUAUACACACACCAAGGUGUUUUGGAAUUUUAAUCAACCCUGAUCGCAGCAGGAUGCAGUCGUUGUCGUAUGUGUUCAUGGUCAUUGCCCUGGCCAGCCGUGCUACGGCAUGGAUGUUUGACGAAAAGGAUGGCAACGGGGCCGAUGAACACCCAGAAGGGCUUACCAGGGAACAGGUAGAUGCUCGUAUGGUCAAGCUGUUCAACAUUAUCGAUGAAAACAAGGAUGGUGAAGUUACAUCAACCGAGUUGGAGAAGUUCAACAGCCGCAACCUCCAGCGCGUGCAAAACAUGCAACUGGAACAGGAAAUGCAGAUGAUGGACAAAAACAAGGAUGGUUUCGUGGAUUUCGAGGAGAUUAGCAUAAGCUUCCCCCCGGAAGCUGGUACUCCAGAGGACUUCAUGGAAGGUCUACAACGUAGAUUCAACGUUGCCGACAAGGACGGUAACGGCAAGCUGAACAAGACUGAGGUCUACAUACUGCUUAACCCAGCUCAUGAUGAAUCGAUGUUAGACUUGGAAGUCAAGGAUAUCAUGCUAACUCAUGAUAAGAACGGUGAUGGACUCAUUUCAAUAGAGGAAUACCUAUCAUCCAAGCCUGAAGAGGAGCAAGAUGAUGAAUUCCUUGAAGCUGAGUUCAAGCCCUUUGAUCUGAACAACGAUGGAUUGCUUUCCAUCCUCGAGAUUAUCGCCGCAUUUAAAGAGGAGGCUAGGGACACGCUUGAGACCAACCUAGAGGACGUCAUAGCCAUCAUUGGUGAGGGACCAAUAGAUUUUGCCACAUGGAACAAACAUGCUUUGGAACUGUCCACUAGCUCUAUUACAGACCACGGGGAGCUCUUGAGGCAUCCGGAGGAUUACGACAUUGACUUGGCUGCUGACACCCGUGAGCGCAAGGGUCAAGACACUGCUGGCUACUCGAACACCGAGCUUUGAGUCGUGACUUAACAAACACUGUAUUAAUGUCACGUAUUGAGUGCUAUGACCCAGUAUAGUGGGACCUAAAGUGCUUAUAUAGUACC